CCCGUAAUCGCUGCAUUCUACUGCCAAGUGUUGAAUAGCAGUGCUAGAAGCCUUACAGCGGCUUGUGCUGAAAGCAAUCCAGUCUUAAUGAAAUCGGGAAAAAAUUUUGAAAGCCUGUAAGGUAUUAAACUGAAUGUCCAUCAGAGUGACAUAUUAUCCGAUUACACUGGACACAGUUUUCUUCAUUUUUAUUAUAUAAACUGUGGAGUUCAUUACUGUGAAUGAAAUGACAGUGUUCAGAAUGGCAAUAUCACAGACUGUGAUGGCUACAGUCAGACAUCCAGCUGUUAAAAAUCAAAGGAAUCAUAAAACACCAACUCCAGUUCCAUUUUCAUCAUGCAUAGGCCCUAGCUGGUUGUUACAAAAUAGACCAUACUCAGUAAAACAGAUCACAAAAAAUAUUGAACUUAUUAGUGCUCAUAAUGACAUCCAGAUCGAUAAAAGUUCACCUCUUCACCUCACUCACCCCAAAAUUGGUGAAAAUAAUACGCCUCUGGUGGUGAUGCUAUCUUGGCUAAUGGCCAAGAAGAAACAUAUCCUAAAAUAUGCCAACUUUUAUAUAGAUCAAGGUUUCGAUGUGCUUAGUGUCAGCAUUACACCAUGGCAAUUGCUUUGGCCAGUGAAGGGCACCCAGGUGGUUGCAGGGGACGUCCUAAGAUUUCUAUAUCUGAAUGGGUGUUACCAGCAGUGUCUCCUACAUGGAUUCUCAGUUGGAGGGUACUUAUGGGCAGAAGUUAUGGUAAAGAUGUCACACAACCAAGAAAGGUAUCAGCCAGUGAUUGACCGCAUUGUAGGCCAUAUAUGGGACAGUGCGGUAGAUAUAACCGAGAUUCCUGUGGGGUUUCCCAGAGCAGUGUUUCCCAACAACACAGUCCUUCAGGCAACUGUUGAGAAAUACAUUAGGUAUCACAUGAAGACAUUCCGUGAUGCAGCCACAGUUCAUUAUGAAGUGGCAAGUCGGACAUUUCACUCAACACUUCUGAGGUCUCCAGCCCUCAUGCUGUUCUCAAAAACAGAUCCAAUAGGCACCGAGGAGUCCAACAGGAAGGCUUAUGAAAAUUGGGAAAAGUUGGGACUGAAGACAUAUGUCAAAUGUUGGGACCAGUCUCCACACGUAGGCCACUUCCACAAGCACCCAAAGGAGUAUCUAGCGGAACUAUAUGCCUUCUUGGACAGACUGGGACUUGUUGCCUAUCCAGAGAAGAUUCAAGCAAAGCUUUAAGCAAUCUGAAGUUGAAUGCUUUUAUGCUGUUCUGACUCAACACAGCCCAGUAGAACUUCACACAUUUUGGAACAACAUACAAUCGUGACAAUCAAAAUAUUCAGAUGCUUUUUUAGAAUAUCAUGUUUUAGUCAUUAAUUUUGUAAAUUACCUGGUCAAGUGGCUGAGAUUAAUUAUGUCUUUCUUAUAGACUCAAA
Messenger RNA from Cryptotermes secundus, 1419 nucleotides. RefSeq names its product transmembrane protein 53. The transcript has 6 exons. The record is from RefSeq and is a predicted model, not a curated record. Lineage: Eukaryota; Metazoa; Arthropoda; Insecta; Blattodea; Kalotermitidae. Gene Ontology annotation, molecular function: serine hydrolase activity. The coding region runs from base 227 to 1222 and encodes 331 amino acids.